CAAUGCGCCAGUCUGGCAAUGGCAUCUGUGUUCGUACUUCGUUCUGUGCUUGCUCGCUUGUGAGUGAACGGAACAGAAUUUUAUUUGUAUAUACUCCGCUCACUUGCUCAGGGCUCAGCCUAGAUUGAAGUGCGGUCGAUCGAAGUUACAGCCGUGGCUGACACUAAAGAGUAUAAUUAUUCAAAUAAUGCUCGACUGUUUUCAUUGUAAACAAAAUGAGUUCAGUCUGUAAUAAUUUUUGUUGAUAAAAUGAUAAAAAUAACCGCGUGUGAUUAAAUCGACUCAGCGGUGUCGUCUCGGCGUUUAUUUAGCCGGCCAUCUUGUAUUUUCGUUAGACGUUCUGUGACUGAAGUUCAAUAAAAACCGGAUUCUUUCAUUUAUUAACAUAAGUUUUCGGAAGUUGAGUGAAGCGAUAAAGUGUUUUGGUUUCAACUUAUUGUUAUUUAUAUGAUAUCUGUGGUCAUAUUGUGUAUUGACUUUUGACUAUAGAAGCCAAAUGAUUCCAAUCGCAGUGGUCAUUAUUAUGGUCAAUUAAUAGAUGAUUUUGUAUCAUAUAAUACGAUGAUCGUUAAUCAUGACAACAAAGAUUGAAAAUGAAUAUCCUUCAUCACCUCCGAAUGAUGAAUCAGAUGGGGAGGAACAGUCAUUUUAUUUAAAUUAUCCAGAAGAAGAAGCGGAAGAAGAGAAGGAGAAAGAAAACGAUACAAAAAGAUAUUCUACAGAUGUUGCUGGGUUACUUGCGAAACUACAGUCAUCGGGGGCACUCAUAAAGAAAUCCAAACAAGAAUAUCGCUGCUUAACUUGUAAUUUAUACUUUUCUGAUUGGGAAGAACAGGAAAAUCAUUUAAUAAAACACAUAUCACUCCCUUCAGUGAUAUUAGACAAGCUGCCUUCAGACGACGAAGACCUGCCGCCCUCUGGAGAUGAGAACUGGUCAGAUGAGGAUGAAGUUCCUGUGCCAAAUAAGCAAAUUACGGCCAAAACGCCCCAAAAGAUAGAUAUAUCACAAAUAUUGAAAAAAACCGGCAUCUCACUGAAAAAACCCGUCGAAUCUGACAAACACAGUUCAGAUUCGGCCUUAAACAAAUUAAGUGGCUUGGGAUUUACAAUUAAAAAAAAUUCAACUUCCAUUAAGAAAGAAAAACUAGAUAAUGAGACUGACAAAACUAAUGAUGUUGUGCAAAAACUAGGGAAGCUUGGGGGCAUUAAACUUAAACUCAAAUCUGACGGUAAUAAUACUAAUUCUUUUAAAGUAGUCAAUGGUUUAAAAGAUUUCAAAGCUUCCGACGACGAAGACGAAGCCAGUGGGAACGAAGAGGACAAGGACGAAGCAGACUUUGAUGACGAAUUUGAUAAAAGCAACGAAAACAACGGCUCCGACGUCGAUCAUGACUCCGAUGAACCACCGACAAGCAACACGAGAAAGAGUUCAGACAGCAGUGACACGGAGAAAGAUAGACGAUCGCUCCCACAAUUACCCAGAGGCAUACAAACUAAAUUGAUCACUCCAAAAAAAGAGCCUAACGCACCUUCUAAACAGAUUCCAAAGAACCCACCUGAAGAAGCCGUCAAACCUAAACAACCAACAAAAGUUGCAGUCAAACAAACACCAAAAAGACCUGCUGCUAAGGAAUAUAUCGGACCUGCUUAUCGGAGACAAUCUCAAACAGAAAGACAAGCUCAAGUUGAAAAGCAAACGAUUACUUCAGACAGACAAGCCAAAACUAUUUCAGAACGACAAGCAAGAAACACUUCAGACAGACAGUCCAAAGUCUCUCCAGAGAGAGAUGAUGCACAAGACAGCGAUGGAAGUGAAACUACAGAACAAGGGAGCGUUAUUGUUAAACAAGAAAUACAAGACGCUUCCAAUAAUGAAUCCAAAGCAUCCGAACAGGAAUUACCUAUUUUCUCCUCGAGCAUUAAAUCUGAACGAUCAUCGCCUCCACUAUCUGAAAGAUCUACGCCAGUAUUAGCUAGAGUAAAAUCUGAACCUGAGGGUUCAGCAAACUCUGAUCAACAGAAUUAUGUUGAUAAUUCUGCUGCCUUGCUACCAGUUAAGAAAUCUGAAGACGCAUCUGUUACUGUCAUAGAAAUCAAUGGAGAUUCGAAUGACGAAGACGAUGAUUGUUGUGUCGUGUCUACAACACCAGCACCAGAUGUCAAACCAGUGGUGCCCAAAGUGGAAAACACAGCCCCAACACCGUAUUCCACUACGUCCACAUAUUCAACAUCACAAUCUAGUUACAAUUCUUCCAAUAUGUCUUCACGUUUGUCAACAGCACCUUCAACAGAAAAGCAACACAAUUUCAAUUGGAACGCACCAGAUAGCAAACCUCCUUUGGACAUGUUGGAGAAAAGUGCUGACGACAUUUUCGAAAGCUUGUUAUCAACUAAGAAAGAAAAUAUGUCAAUAUCAGAUGCAAGCGAAUACAUUUCGUUAGAUACAUUAGGUCCUCAACAUACUUGUGACAUAUGCAAUACUAGAUUUACUGAUAUAACAUUGUUAGAAGAGCAUAAAAGAGCGACGGGACAUUCAAAAAGCCUCGUGGCUCCGAGCCCAUCAACACUUAUGCCAUACAAUCAUUCAUCUAAUAUUUUGUCCAGUUUGCUGCCAGUCAAACAGUUAGCCGAACAGGUCGGGAAACUAUCAAAUAUGAGCAGCGGAGGUCCAGGUUUCACCCACCAACAAAACGUUAUGAUCAACAUACAAGCAUAUCCAGGUGCUGGUGGCGUUAUGGUACCUCCACAGCCGUAUAACACAUACAACAGCCCUACAUCUGGUGCUAGCCCAGGACAAAACAUGCACGGCUCUUAUUCACAUCCAUCCGGUAACCUGUACGGUUCCCCAAAUCAACCGAUGUCAAUGCCAGGACAGUAUCAAGGAUCGAAUUACAUGGGACAAGGUUACGGCCAGUACCAAAGCCCAAUGUCUAAAUCUGGAUAUCCAUCAACGAUGCCGCCGACUUCAUAUUCAAUGGCUUCAUCGCCGUAUUCCACAGCCUCUCCGCUGCAGAGUAUGCAGCAAUCUGUAUAUGGACAAUCUUCUAUGAUGAGUCAGCAGGCUGGGGCGAUGGGUCCGCCGGGGACAUCACCCAGUCAUUCGUAUGGAGCUGCGUGUAGUCCCGGGGGAAUGAAACCUCCAGGUAGCGGGAUAAAAAUACAAAACAUUCAGACUUUUCCCCCCGGACAAAUGAUCGGUGCUUCGAGCCAGCCGAUACCCGGACAACCGAUUACAUCUGGAUCUGAAUUACCUUCGGGUCAGAUGUCAGCAGGCCAAGCUAUUGGCGGACAAAUACCAGGUCCCACACCAAUUAGACUGGCCGCGGGUGCAAAUAUUGCUGCAAGUCGUCCGCGGAUGCCAACUGUAAGAGGGCAGAGGCCAACAAUAAGGCCUGGUAUUCAAGUUCACGGUCAAGUUCGUGGUGGUAAAGUGGGGCCACGGAUGCCCAUGAAGCGACCCGGUGCCGCUAUGGGUGGACCAGGUCAAAAGCGGCGAUCAGAUAUGCUCCUACCCGGCAAACAUGAUAAUGAGGAUUGUCACGUUAUGUCAAUGCAGAAGCAACGUGACGGCUUGCCUUUGAUCCAUAGCGUCCAAGGUGCAAAGGACAAAUUAAACCUGGGCAGUCAAAUUUCUAUAACAAAGAAGACGGUCAACAAGGAAGCGAACGCGAUGGCCAAUGUUCUAGCAUCUAGAGGUAUAAGUGUUAAACAGAAGCAGAAGAGUAGAUCUCCGACACCGGAACGACCCUUACCGCACAUACCUAAUCUCGGGGCAGGAGUCAGCAUUAAACACACGUCCAGAUCUAGUAAAUUUUCCAUACCAGAGGCUAAGGUCGGCGGCGGCAUGCUAGCGUGCAAGAUAUGCAAGAAAAUGUUCAUGAACCACAAUUCCCUACAAGUGCACAUGUCUAACGCUCAUCACGCGCAGAGUAAAAUACCAGUUUUCAAAUGCGACGAAUGCCCCGCGUCGUAUCCCAAGUCGUUGCAGUUGCAGCAUCACAAAAGGGUAUUCCACAACGUCGUGGGGCCAAAUAGAGAGUUAGGUUUACCAGUAGUGGACCUCUCGCAGGAGGAUAAUUUGAAACGUCUUAGUAAUUUAGGGAUAUAUAGUUUUAUACCGUUGGCUAACAGAGAACAAGCGAACGGUUGUUUUGGUAUACCUGUGAUAUCGGUUCACAGUAUGCAGAACGGUCUCGCUACCAGCUUGCAGGCGCUAGGUGCGGAUGGACUCUUAAGUCUCGGCCCCUUAAAGCCAUUACCUAAUUCAUAACUUCCUGCAUACUAGUUGAACGCAUCAAAAAAUGUUGUAUGUAUAGACUAAUUGAUUACGUAGUAAAAAAAAAAAUUCGUGGCAAUUUUUUUUUACGAUUAUUACAAGGAAUAUUAUUAGCUGACAUGAAUUGAGUACAGUUAUAUGCGCUAUAAGACAUUUCGUGAUGCUCAAAACUGUAAAUAUAUUUUGUAAGGUCACAAAAUUCUUUUAAUUACAAAAACUGUAAUUCUAUUUACUUUGAAAAUAAAUAACAAAUACAAGUAAUAUAUUAUUAUGGUGACUUUUUUUCUUACUCAUCGAUUUGUAAACAGGGUUUGAUUAAUUUACAAUUUAAUUUGUGACGUCAUCGGUCGUUGGUUAACUAUACAAAAAAUAAUGACAUUUUACAUAAAACAUAAAUAUCACAAUGUAAUUGUUGAUGCGAUGUGACUAUUAACAGUAAAACACUAAUAGUAAGUACUUAAGUUAAUUUUGGAUAAAAAAAAAUCACUUAACUAAAUUGUUUUUGUAUUGGUAUGGAUGAAUGCUCUUAAACCAAGGGCUUUGUCAGCGUCACCGGAAGUGGAAAUAACAUGUUUGUUACUUAAACCCUGUUUGUAAAUAUGACAAUAAUUAAGAUAUUUAUUAUAUUCAGUUGUAUUGCGUGAUGUGUUCUUGAUGUUAUAUGUGUACUUAUGAAAGAAUUUUUGUUAUAUAUUUUUCAGUUUAUAUCUAUAAGAGCAGAAUAGUUUUAUUAUAUUUUUGUAAUUGAUAGUAUGUCAAUAAAAUGUUAUGCCUAAAUAAUAUAGCUAUUAGCAAACGGAGUACUACUUUUUAUGUUAAUUAAAGAAAUUUUGAUUUUACAGAACAUUUUUUGAACAGAUAAUAAAUAUUUUUGUAUUUUGAAGUAUUAUACAUAUAUACUACGUAUAAUAUAUUAUAAAGACGAUUCUUUGUUGUUUAGAUUUCAAAACGUAAAUUCUAGAAUAAUUUGCUAAUUGGUCAAAGAUGGCGGCUAUUGUUAUCAUCCGUGUCAUUGAAAUAACAGAAUGUUUCCAUGUUUUUUUUUAUGGAUAAAUUAGUAAUGUAUUUUGUAUUAGCUUUUGUAAAUUGUAAAUAGCGUUUUCGUAUUCCGAUUGCUCUAUAUGAACUGGAUAUGUUUAUGUGAAACAAAAAAACGUCCCAACGCCUACAUAGAAAGAAGGUCAACAAAUAAAAGUGAAGAAAUCUCGAAUUGUUCAAUAAGUAGAUUAUUAACUAUUGUAAGUUGUAAAGCGUCUGUUCAAUAAGAGUUUCAAAUUUAUAAGACAUGCUUGUAUUGGGGUUUAGUUAAUAUUUUCCAUUCUGUAAUAUUCGUUGAAAGAUCUGUUUUUCUAUACGAGGUUAAUAUGUAUUUUUCAAUACAUAGCCAAUAUUCUGUUCUUAUAAGUCACCGCUUUGUAUAAAGUCGCACUAGUUGUAUGUUAGACGUUAAAGAAAUAAAAAGAUAUUUUUGUGUUAUUCGAAAAUUAGAGUUUUGUUUAUGAUUUGUUUAAAAGAGCAUUUAUAAAGAAUACAAGAUCGAAUAAAGAUAUCAAGAUUUAUUUAUCAAAAGUA
This is a messenger RNA of Danaus plexippus (monarch butterfly), 5848 nucleotides long. RefSeq lists its product as uncharacterized. The transcript has 3 exons. Lineage: Eukaryota; Metazoa; Arthropoda; Insecta; Lepidoptera; Nymphalidae. The coding region runs from base 575 to 4270 and encodes 1231 amino acids. The record is from RefSeq and is a predicted model, not a curated record.